This is a messenger RNA of Westerdykella ornata, 1321 nucleotides long. RefSeq lists its product as uncharacterized. The transcript is spliced from 3 exons. Lineage: Eukaryota; Fungi; Ascomycota; Dothideomycetes; Pleosporales; Sporormiaceae. The record is from RefSeq and is a predicted model, not a curated record. The coding region runs from base 127 to 1041 and encodes 304 amino acids. Gene Ontology annotation, molecular function: protein binding.
CAGUAUUACUAGCCGCGCGCAAUCCCUCCGCAUCGAAACUGUAGCUGUGUUAACAUAUCGCCACCUGUAUCACGUUUUUACACUUUCAUCAUCGCAUCUGCAAAGGAACGACAAAAACAUUUCCUCAUGACUGACUGCCACAUCUACAAGCUCCCCAAUGAGCUUCUCCUCCAGAUCCUAGCUCCUUUCCCAACCCCUCAACUCCUUCCUUUAACCCUCCUAUCGCACCGCAUAUACGCCCUCAUUCUCCGUAUUCUACGCAACCGACUCCUCGCAGCUUCAGAGCUGCACGCCUAUUCCCUUUUGCUUGAAUGCUUCCACGACUCUGCGAAGCUUACCGAGCCGCCAUACUUUUGCGCAUACCAGGGCACGGAUGGAUUGACGAGGUAUGGGUCGCUGGGCAAGCUCCACGAGAGCGAUGGGCAUGCACAAAGCUCCGAUCUAGCAGCUAGACUGCGCGAAUUGCGGAAUAUGUACUCGCGAUUCCGUCCACACAGGCGUGACCUUGAAAACGACGGUCGGCGCGUUCGCCCACGUCCAGGAGAUAUACCGGGAAGUCGAACGUAUCCCGGCACAAUUUCAGACGGGUACGAGGGCGAAACCGUGAAGCAGACGUUGCAUCUCGAGGGACAUGAGCUGUUCACCCAGUUGAUAGCGCAAUCGAGCCUUGUGAAGAUCAGUCCGCUGCGUGGGCUUUUUACGAGUUGCGUGGAAGUCGAGGAAGGAGUCGUGAGAAUUUGGAGGGAGUGGCUUAAGAAUACGGCUGCAAAGGGGGACGUGGGCAAGACUGAAGGCUUGAAUGACGAGAGGAUUUUGUGGGUUAGUCCGGCUAAGAAUACAGGCUUGCGAGUCAAUGUCAAGGAAAAGAAGAUACGGAGGGAUACCCCCAUAUUAAUGAGUGUAGAUGAGGAUUUGCCAGUGAGUUACGAGGUGGAGUUUGAAGAGUUCCUCGUACGGACAUCUCAUCUUAUGCUGAUGUUUGAGAAGUCCAUGGUACUGGAGGACAAUUCUCCCGGCAAAGCUCUCGUGUUCCGAUAUUGAUAAGCGUAGAUGAGGAGGUGCCAGUGGAUUAUGGGGUGAGCCUGAAGGUAGUUCUUCCCGGUCCUACCGCCAUGGUGAGACCUCUCAAGGUUUUUAUAAAAGUGCAAUUGGGAAAUCUCAUCUUGUGCUGACUUUGAGAAGUCCAUGGUACUGAGGGAAAAGUUUGGCGGCCAAGCUGGAGUGUUUCGAUUAUUCCCCGAGUUGGCAUACUGGAUUUAACCCCACUACGAUCGGAAAAGCCCUUCAGGACCUGAAUCUGCACAACGUCUUCUUAACACAG